Messenger RNA from Fulvia fulva, 318 nucleotides. RefSeq lists its product as uncharacterized. Lineage: Eukaryota; Fungi; Ascomycota; Dothideomycetes; Mycosphaerellales; Mycosphaerellaceae. The record is from RefSeq and is a predicted model, not a curated record. The transcript is spliced from 3 exons. The coding region runs from base 1 to 318 and encodes 105 amino acids.
AUGCAGUUCACCAGCUUCGCCAUUCUCGCCAUCUCGGCCGUCGCCUCUGCUCGUGUCACCCGCCGUGAUGACAGCUCUGCCACUGGUGCCGACAAGGGUGGAACCUGCGCUGUGGGGAGCCAGAUCUCCUGCUGCACCACCAACAGCAGCGGCUCUGACAUUCUCGGCAACGUCCUCGGUGGCAGCUGCCUCCUGGACAACGUCUCCCUCAUCAGCUCGCUGAACAGCAACUGCCCAGCUGGCAACACCUUCUGCUGCCCAAGCAACCAGGACGGUACCCUCAACAUCAACGUCUCCUGCAUCCCAGUCUCUGCUUAA